GGCAGAGCGGCUCGGGGCCCCAUUUUAUGGCAAUAAAGCGACUUAGCGCCUGCUGAGCGAGCCCCUCCCAGCCGCCGCCCCCGCCCUCGGCCCCACCCCGGGGCUCGCCCGCAGCGGCGGGGCUUUGUUUCUGGGGAGGAGGACCUGGAGCUCUUUUGUUUGGGGGUUUGCUGUUUUCAACUCCCCCCCACCCCACACACACCCCAACCUCACCCCACCCCGCCCCACCCCCCGCGCCUCUCGGAUUUCCUGAGCUGCGGGCUGCAAAGGGAGGAGAAGCAGCUUCUUGCAACCCCCUCGGCUGGGCCCCGGGGUAAUUCGAUGCGGGCCUGGCGUGGCUCCCCACGUUAGACCCGGGCUCGCGUCUCGGCAGCCUCCACCCACCGGCCCACCCUACAUUUAGCGCAUCAUGUGAUCCGGAUUACUGUGCCAAACAAGCUCCGAAAUCUUUGAGGAAAGCAGUCAUUUUCUCAGGAGCUCAGAGUGACUGUAGACACAAAUGGAUGACUGAAUAUUCAUAUGAAGAGGAAACCCAUAAAGAAUCUCAACACCCUUGAGAACAGAAUGCUAAUGCUUGAUGGGAUGCCGGCAGUCAGAGUCAAAACAGAGCUUUUGGAAUCUGAACAAGGGUCUCCAAACGUCCACAACUACCCCGAUAUGGAAGCUGUUCCCCUCUUGCUAAAUAAUGUGAAAGGGGAGCCCCCAGAGGACUCAUUGCCUGUAGAUCACUUCCAGACACAAACCGAGCCAGUGGACUUGUCAAUCAACAAAGCCAGGACCUCCCCUACCGCAGCUUCGUCCUCCCCUGUCUCUAUGACAGCGUCUGCCUCCUCACCUUCUUCAACUUCAACCUCUUCAUCAUCUUCUAGUCGUCCAGCCUCAUCGCCCACUGUUAUAACAUCAGUAUCUUCAGCAUCGUCUUCGUCAACAGUGUUAUCUCCAGGACCCCUUGUUGCCUCUGCAUCUGGCGUGGGCGGCCAGCAGUUUUUGCACAUCAUCCAUCCUGUCCCACCUUCCAGUCCCAUGAACUUACAGUCUAACAAACUCAGUCAUGUUCAUCGAAUCCCUGUGGUGGUACAGUCAGUGCCGGUUGUCUACACAGCUGUACGGUCACCUGGAAAUGUGAACAACACUAUCGUUGUACCGCUCCUGGAGGAUGGGAGGAACCAUGGUAAAGCACAAAUGGAGCCCCGAGGCCUAUCUCCCAGACAGAGUAAAAGUGACAGUGAUGAUGAUGACCUGCCAAAUGUGACCUUAGAUAGCGUUAAUGAGACCGGAUCCACGGCCCUUUCCAUAGCCAGAGCAGUACAAGAGGUACAUCCAUCCCCGGUAUCCAGGGUCCGAGGAAAUCGAAUGAAUAACCAGAAGUUUGCUUGUUCAAUCUCACCAUUUAGCAUCGAGAGCACAAGGCGCCAGAGACGAUCAGAAUCCCCGGACUCUAGGAAGCGGCGCAUCCACAGAUGUGACUUCGAAGGGUGCAACAAAGUCUACACAAAAAGUUCUCACCUGAAGGCACACCGGAGAACACACACAGGGGAGAAGCCCUACAAAUGCACGUGGGAAGGCUGCACCUGGAAGUUUGCCCGUUCAGAUGAACUGACCAGGCAUUACCGCAAACACACGGGAGUGAAGCCAUUCAAGUGCGCGGACUGUGACCGCAGCUUCUCCAGGUCAGACCACCUGGCACUGCACCGUAGGAGGCACAUGCUGGUGUGAGGAAGGCUCCGGUCCAGCGGUGUGCAAGAGCUGGGUCUCUUCAGGAGCAACUAACUCAGCAGGGCUGAGCUCCCUCUACAGUGUUAACGUCAAGGGCACCACCAUUCCCACGGUGCCUGAAACCAGAGCAGGAACAAGAAGGAACCCUUCUCCCUUCGGCCUGAAGGUAACCCCCCAUCAUGACCACACGUGUGAGAGAGCUGUGUUCACGCUGGCCUGGGAGUUCAGCGCCUCAGGUCCUGAAGAGACAGGCAUCGUUUUCCUUGCUAUGUCCUCUGCCAUUGAAAAGAUGUUUGUCGCUUGUACAUUUUUCGAGCUAGCAGACACUCUGCUAUCAGUCCCUAAAAGGUCAUCUGCCGCAAAUUGAUGGUUAGAGGAGACCUUCUCAGUUUGGAUGAUUCUUCCCUGGCACCCCCCCCCCACCCCAACCCUAACCCCAAACCCUUUUGACAACAAUUUCAAUUCCUAUCUCAGUAAGCUAGAACACACAUCCAGUCUGUUACCAGCAAGCAACAUGAAUUAGAGAGGAAGGGGCUAUUGGAGAUGCUCUGUUACCCAAAAAGAAAGGCACACAGAAGUUAGCCCUCUGUGGUAGUGAUGGCGGAGCUAGAUAGUGCUCACACCCUGUCCUCAUGCGUCCCCCGAAAAGAACCAACAUUGAGUCCUUUCAUUUGUUUGUUGUUGCUUGUUUCUGUUCUGUUUUGUGCAUCUAUUCCAGCAGAGGGGCCGAGCAGUUUCUCAAAGUCUAGUCCUGCUCCUCCCUGGCAUGGACUGGCAGAGGUGUUCUGUAGUUGAAUAGGAAGAGCCUGUCUAAAAUAAUAAUAAUAAUAAUAACUACUGCCCCACUUCAAAUUGCAGUGAUCUGUCACCUAAGCACCAUCUCCUCCUGCCCUUCGUGUUUGAUUACAAGGAAUCGAGGGGAGGGGGGCUUUCUUAGACUCACUGGCACCAAGGUAAGAGGUGGAACUGCCCAGGCAAAGGCAGUGAACGUGAAAACGAGACAAAGCAGAGAUGGAAAUAAUGCUCCUCUUGAGGAGAAAAGCAAUAAUGAAUAGAAGGACUUUCCUACAAUAACUCCACUGAGGACUCACGUUACCGAUUUUCAUACUUACUAAAGGGAUUGUAAAAAACACCCCAGCAUUUCAGAUGUCUUAGUUACAUCCACAACACGGAGGUAAUCUUUCCACUGUUUGUUGUCCUACUUGCUUAAGUACCACAAUUAAAGAUUAUGCUCCCCUUCUCUUGGUUGAAAACAGUUAUUUGGUGACUAGAGAGGCAAGAGGGCGGUAGAGUGGAGGAUUAACUCUUCAGCCAGUGAGUCUGUUCCGCUUGGGCAUGAGUCCUGGAAAGAGUCUCCCCAUGGAAACCUGCCCUGGUGCUACUUCUCCAACUCGGAGAGCCAAGAGUCUGACUCUACGCACUUCACUUUUAAAACCAUCCCAGAAUCCCCAUGUUCCCACAUUGGCAUCUGCAGGGACAGACAACCUGCUUCUCCUGGGAGAAGGGUCAGAGCAAAGUUAGGUUCCAUCCUUCCUCUCAAGUGAAGAGCUUUUUGUAUCUAGCAAAAAUGUACAGGAAAAGCAAUCCAUCCCCAGCAAGCACUCUUUCCAACAUAUUUUGUCCCCACUAAAAGCUGCUGUUUUCCCAGCAUUAUGUGGCAAUUGGGUUUGGUGAGAUUUUUUUUUUGUUGUGAAGACGUUUUAUAGUUUAAAUAUAAAAGGUCUCUAGUGAAGGCCUUUGCAAUAUAUUUCAAUGACACACUUGAUUUGGGGAAUUGCACAAAUCAACCUCAUAAGAUUCCUAGCUCAUUUUUAAAUGUGUGCACAUUCUAAAAUGAUUUCUGGUAGUGGUUAUUCUUUAUAGUAUCAGCUUCUAAUUUGGAUAAUUGUAUUCUGACAAAGCAAAAACUAUAAACGUUACAAGGAGAGCCAUUUAUGUUGGGUAGCUUUUAAAAGACUUUUAAUAAAUGUUCAGGCAAACAUAUCAUAAUUUACAGGUCAAGUCCCAGCUUCAGAAAUCUGUGCUCUAUAUUCUCUGCCAGGUCUAAGAACUUCAUCAGGCAAUUUCUCUCCUACAAGGGCUGUAGUUCUAUUGAUAAAUAGCUUCAGCUACACAGGUUGGUACCCACCAGCCAGCAGGGUUUUUGGGUUUUUGUUCUUUUUAUUUUUUUUGGUUCUUGUUUUUUGUUUGUUUGUUUGUUUUUUAUAUACCAACUGGAACAUUUUUUAAUCUGUACUGUAUGCAGUUCCUACUUGUCAUUGCCUGUAAUCAUCCAGAAUAAAACCAGGUUUCCUGAUGCAUGCCAGCAUUAGUGACUGGCCAGGGCAAAGGACACUGACAGUAGCAAGCAAGUUUGAUCCCUCAAGCGCUGGCCCCAGAGCCUAGUUGGCAGGCAGUAAGGGAGACACUCAAGUGAAGUAUAGAUUUGGCUUAGUUCUAUCUGCUUUCCUAUGAGCCAAACCUUUUUCCACUGAGAAGCAUCUUCCAAGUUUUACCAGGAGAAUUCACUGAACUGAUAAGCAAGGCAAGCUUCCUGACUGACAUCUUAAUUUAAAUUUAGCACAGAACUAAAUGAGUCCCACCUCUCUAAGAGCAUAGGGAAGACGUGGGGGAAGUGAGCUCUUCCCCCUCACUCCCUUGUAAGUGGAAAGCAUCUGAGAUGGAAGGGUAAGGAUGAAACCCCCCACCAUGACAGCCUUUCCCUCUUUAUGACAUAGCGAUAUUUUUAGAAGAGAUGCAAGCACAAAUGAACACACCCCUGAUCUGGUCCAAGAACUGAAACUUAUUUGGCACUUGUCUGGGGGAUGUAACCCAUCCUCCUUGGUAUGUUUCAUAGGGGGGAUUCCCUUAUAACAGAAAGUGGUUUGAAACGAAAGGAAAUGGGACAUCCUUAGGCACAGAAAAGCUGCCACCCAUUUCAUAUUCAAGUCUAGCUUCUUGAAAAGCACAGUGUAUGAUAAACCAUCAAAAGGAGAGAGAGAGAGA
This is a messenger RNA of Apodemus sylvaticus (European woodmouse), 4701 nucleotides long. It is a transcript of the gene Klf12, whose product is annotated as KLF transcription factor 12. The coding region runs from base 520 to 1716 and encodes 398 amino acids. The transcript is spliced from 9 exons. Gene Ontology annotation, molecular function: RNA polymerase II cis-regulatory region sequence-specific DNA binding; DNA-binding transcription factor activity, RNA polymerase II-specific. Gene Ontology annotation, biological process: regulation of transcription by RNA polymerase II. Lineage: Eukaryota; Metazoa; Chordata; Mammalia; Rodentia; Muridae. The record is from RefSeq and is a predicted model, not a curated record.